This is a messenger RNA of Pimephales promelas (fathead minnow), 519 nucleotides long. The record is from RefSeq and is a predicted model, not a curated record. Lineage: Eukaryota; Metazoa; Chordata; Actinopteri; Cypriniformes; Leuciscidae.
GUGUGGCAGUUAUGGGACUGAAAGUUGAGUCUUGUGCCAAAUAUACAUAUGGCCAACCUGUACCUGGUCAAGCCUUAGUGGAAGUGUGCCGUGAUCCAUUUCCAUACAGUCUGCUUCAUAAUUUGACCAGACAGUGCCUGACUCAAACCGCAAAGGUGAAUGCCACGGGCUGUGCCUCUCUUACUGUUGAUGCGUCAGUGUUUUUCAACACCAAAUUUGAAGACCAAACGCAAGACACAUUUCUUGUAAAUGUGAAUGUUACUGAGGAGGGAACAGAUGUAAUGGUGUCAAAAUCUGCAAUGGUGUCCUUUACAAACAAAGCUGUAUAUCUCUUGGAGGGGACUGGCCCAACAAACUGCUGUUGAAUCUAACCACAAACAAGAAUGGAUGGGCUGCGUUCUCCCUAAACACUGCUAAUCUUAAGGCUGAUCUGAAUCUGGUGGUACGACGUGUAUUUUGUAAAAAUUAAGACUUUCUCUAACAUGAUACUUAUUAAGUUUGAUCUUCCCCAGACGAGUG